AUGAUGACAAUAGCAGAACAUGCGGUCACGCGUCGUAAGUUUGUGUGCCUUAACUUGGGCGCCUGCUUCAUCUGCCGGUUGUUUUCCGAGCGCAUAGCGAGACUCCUACCCUACGUCGACCUCCUAUUGGGCACCGGCGAUGAGGCCCUGGCUUUCGCUAAGGCCCACGACAAAAAGGACUGUUCCUUGGCUGCGGUGGCCAAAUUCUUCGCCGGCUACGGCUGGGUGGGUCGGCCGCGACAUCGC
This is a messenger RNA of Dibothriocephalus latus, 246 nucleotides long. Lineage: Eukaryota; Metazoa; Platyhelminthes; Cestoda; Diphyllobothriidea; Diphyllobothriidae. The record is from the annotation of a GenBank genome assembly.